AUGGAGGUUGGACCACCUGAGACAAGAGAAUUUACAGAUGCCCUCAAGCUUUGCCCUCAUGAAUAACUCCUGAGACUAUGUAAAGAAAGAGCUGAAGAGAUCUAUCCAAUAAAGGAGAGAAAGGACCGCAUACGCCUGGUUCUCAUCAUAUGCAAUAAAGAGUUUGACCAUCUGCCUCCAAGAAAUGGGGCUGACUUUGACAUCAUGGAGAUGAAGAAGCUGCUUGAGGAUCCGGGUUACAGUGUGGGUGUAGAAGAGAAUCUGACAGCCAGGAACAUGAGGUCAUUGCUGUGGGCAUUUGCUGCCUGACCAGAGCACAAGUCCUCCGACAGCACGUUCUUGGUGCUCAUGUCUCAUGGCAUCCUGGGGGGAAUGUGUGGAACUGAACAUGAUGAGGCAAACCCAGAUGUGCUGCUUUAUGACACCAUCUUCCAGAUAUUCAACAACCGCAUCUGCCUCACUAAAGACAAACCCAAGGUCAUCAUUGUCCAGGACUGCAGAGGUGCAAACCAUGGGGAACAGUGGGUCAGAGACUGUCCAGCAUCUUUGGAAGUUAUGUCUUCACAGUCACCUAAGAACCUGGAGGAUGCAGUUUGCAAGACAUUAGAGAAGGACUUCAUUGUUUUCUGCUCUUCAACCUCACAUAACGUGUCCAGGAGAGACAGCACAAGGGGCUCCAUUUUCAUCACACAACUCAUCGCAUGCUUCCAGAGAUAUUCCUGGCGCUGCCACCUAGAGGAAGUAUUUUGGAAGGUACAGCAAGCAUUUCAAAGUCCGGAGGCAACAGUCCAAAUGCCCACCAUAGAACGAGUGUCCAUGACAAGAUAUUUCUACCUCUUUCCUGGCAAUUGAAAAUGGUUAAGUAUUGAGAGUUGUUGGUGGUGUAUGAAAUAAAUGAAAGUGUGAUAUUGGAGGUGAGUUCCGAUGACCAAUGACAGUUGAGUACUUGGACGGCCAAAUUAGUGUACUUUGUUGAUGUAGUCUGGUGACUAUCUGUUAUCUUUUAUUCGAUUUUUUUGCAUUUGGGUUCCCCCAACUCUAUAAUUAAUCAGGCAAUCAAUCAAUCAAGGACGUAAGGAAAACCAAGGCUGAAUGAGAUAAUAAAAAACCCAGGGUAGCACUUAUUAAAAUAGAAACAUACUCCUGCAUCCAUUACUAUUUAUAUUCAUUUACAUCUCAUACUCUACCUUUUUCUCUCCUUUUCUUACACACACACACACACACACACACACAGACACACACAGACACAAACACAUACUGAGUUACCAAACAUUGCAUCAAUCUGAACAAAAAUGAGAAAACAGAGGCACUAACUGCAGAAAGCAGUACUUUGAUUUUCUGAGUGAGGAUAUCACAGCAAAUACCACAUUACUGGUGUUCAGGUACCCUUACCAGACAGUAGAAAAUAAACCCUACAGUGUAGAGUUUGUGUUGAUCCAGUCUCUCGUUCUCAGAAUGUUCUCAUAAUGCAGAUCACAAAUCACUGAGAGACUGUUUUCAGACCCUCAACCCUUUCCAGAAGUUC
This is a messenger RNA of Gorilla gorilla gorilla (western lowland gorilla), 1525 nucleotides long. Its product is annotated as caspase-4. Gene Ontology annotation, biological process: proteolysis; regulation of inflammatory response. Gene Ontology annotation, molecular function: cysteine-type endopeptidase activity; caspase binding. The record is from RefSeq and is a predicted model, not a curated record. NCBI's taxonomy places the organism in Eukaryota, Metazoa, Chordata, Mammalia, Primates, Hominidae. Gene Ontology annotation, cellular component: NLRP3 inflammasome complex; AIM2 inflammasome complex; IPAF inflammasome complex.